Molecule: messenger RNA, 1290 nt
Organism: Exophiala aquamarina CBS 119918
Lineage: Eukaryota; Fungi; Ascomycota; Eurotiomycetes; Chaetothyriales; Herpotrichiellaceae
Exons: 1
Coding region: 70-1290 (406 amino acids)
Biological process (GO): RNA catabolic process
Cellular component (GO): extracellular region
Molecular function (GO): RNA binding; ribonuclease T2 activity
Source: RefSeq, a predicted model, not a curated record
CAACAUUGCCCCCAUCCUGCUGGUCUUUCCUGCCCUUUCCCUCCCCCUAGGACCAUCGACACCUGCUGCAUGAAUCACCCCUCGGGUCAUUUUCUUCAGACACAAUUCUGGGAUACAUCACCUGCCCUUGGCUCUAACACAUCUUGGACUAUUCACGGGUUGUGGCCCGACCUAUGUACCGGAGGAUUCGAGCAAUUCUGUGAUUCCUCACGUACAGAGGAUGGAAUCCGCUCAAUUCUAUCUUCGAUCGGAGGUCCAGACUGUGAAUUGUUGGAAUUCAUGGAUUCAUAUUGGCUGGCAAUCGACGGCCAUCACGAAAACCUUUGGGCCCACGAGUGGAACAAGCACGGCACUUGUAUCUCGACUAUUGAACCCACUUGCUAUGGGGAUAAUGGUUUACCCCAUGCAGACUUGUAUGAUUAUUUUGUACAAACCACUUCACUUUUCAGGACGCUUGAUACAUUCUCCAUUCUCGCAGAGGCCGAUAUUCUCCCGUCUUCGGAACGGACGUAUGAUCUUGCGGACUUAGAAGAUGCUAUUGGAAGCUCUGCUCACGGCUUUCCAGUAACUUUCCGCUGUCGUUCGGGAGAGUUGGACGAGAUUUGGUACCAUUUCUCUGUACGAGGAGCACUACGGAAUUCCAGAAGCGCCUUUCCUUCGGGCGGUAUCCCAUUAUCCCCGUCCCCGUUUUUGGAUGCAAGCACAAUCCGAGAACACUUCAUUCCAACCAACCCUGACGGCGCCAAGUCGAACUGUCCUGCCAAUGGAAUACGAUAUCUGCCCAAGCAUUCCUCUAAGUCACCUCAACCGCCCCCAACGAGACCCAGUCAUAUUACAAGCUCAACGAACCCUUCAGCUACAAGUACUCCAUUUACCGGCAAAGGCCAUCUAGAGGUCCAUGUUGUGGGAGGCUCUGCUACCCCAGAAGUCUCCGAAAGGAAAGGCUGCUUAAUUAGGAGUGGACAAUGGUAUACAUCCGGUACCUGUGCGGUCUAUCUCGCACAGUCAGAUGUCAUCGACCCAGGCCACCACCCACUCUUUUCCCUGUCAUCGUCCUUUUCACCCUGUUCUGUCAAUCCCUCUACUCACAAAUUUGAAUGUACCAAGUCAUCUGUUAUUCAAGGAAUCUUUUCCUCUGACUAUAGCGACCGCACAGUACUCAGUUACAGGAAUAGCAGCAGGUUCUUCGCUGAAGCCAUGCCCGCCAGAUUUGAAAAGGUAGAUGUCUUUGCAAAUGACGAUGGCGGGAGUAGGCAGGUUGAGCUCGAAAUCCAAUGGGUGCCUUUCUAA